Penicillium mononematosum is the source of this 1104-nucleotide messenger RNA. RefSeq names its product ribosome biogenesis TSR3 family protein. NCBI's taxonomy places the organism in Eukaryota, Fungi, Ascomycota, Eurotiomycetes, Eurotiales, Aspergillaceae. Gene Ontology annotation, biological process: maturation of SSU-rRNA. The record is from RefSeq and is a predicted model, not a curated record. Bases 1 to 1104 code for a protein of 367 amino acids. Gene Ontology annotation, molecular function: rRNA small subunit aminocarboxypropyltransferase activity. The transcript is spliced from 3 exons.
AUGGUCCGCCACAAAAAAGACAACUUCGCGCGAGGAGGCAAGAAAUUCAGCAACCCCCGCCCCCGAGUGCCCCGCGGUGAUGAAGUUGAGGGCGCGACUUCCUCGAGGCCUGCUUACAAGGCUGCCUGCUGGGAUAUGGGACACUGUGAUCCUAAGCGAUGCUCAGGAAAGCGAUUGAUGAAGCUCGGUCUGAUGCGGGAGCUUCACGUCGGUCAGCGGCACCCCGGUGUGAUCGUCUCUCCAAAUGCCAAGCGAAUUGUCUCUCCCGCAGACAAGGAUAUUAUGGAACAGCACGGUGCUGCUGUGGUGGAAUGCUCUUGGGUGCGAGUCAAAGAAGUGCCCUGGUCGCGGAUCGGCGGAAAAUGUGAACGGCUUCUUCCCUACCUUAUCGCCGCCAACACGGUUAACUAUGGCAAGCCAUGGCGUCUGAACUGCGUCGAAGCGCUCGCCGCUUGCUUCGCCAUCUGUGGUCGCUUGGAAUGGGCAGAAGAUAUACUGAGGCAUUUCAGCUAUGGGCCAUCUUUCUUGGAAAUCAACAAAGAGCUUCUGGCGCGCUACGCCGCUUGCGAAACAGAGGAGGAUGUGAAGAGGACGGAAGAGGAAUGGCUAGCUAAAAUCGAACGCGAAUACGAAGACAACCGCGUUGACGGAGGUGAUGAUAUCUGGACCAAAGGAAACACCAAUCGUUUGCCCGCACGAACUGACGACGACGAGGACGACGAAAGCGGAGACGAAGACGACGAAAAUGAGGGCAGUGACGAAGAGGAAGACGAGGACAAGGAUCCAUUUGCGAUUUCCGAUGACUCUGAAGAUGAAGAGCAAAUGGCCGAAAUCCGCCGCAAGAUUCUCAAUUCUAAGUCGUUCCAAAAUCCGGAAGAGGGAAAGCAGCAGCCGGAGAAAAUUUCGCGGCCGGAGCAGCUGUACGUCGACUCAGAUGCUGAGUCCGGCUCAGCAGGAAGCGAGGACGAGGCAUUCGACAAUAUCAUCAAUGCUACGACGGUCACCGACCGCACGGGAAUCAAAGCGAUUCAACGACGGAAAGCAAACGAGACUGUCUCUGCCUCAUUCUCUCGGGCGGAGAUUUCUGCCCCGAAGAAAUGGUGA